GGGACGGCCCCGCGGCGAUGUGAAGGGCGAUGAGGCGACGGGGAGCCCGGGCGGACGCGGGGACGCGGCCGAGUGCCGGCUGAUGCCGGUGGUGGUUUUGGAGCGAGGGGAAGUGCCGCUGUGGCUGAGCGGCCGCAAGGCGGCGUCCCCGCUGGGCGGCCGAGGAGCCGAGAAGCAGCGACGUAAAAGCACCAAACUGAUCCCCGGGGAGGGCGGCACCUGCAGGAAAGCCUGCAUCAGCGGCUUCAGCGCCAGCCGCUGGGGGAGGCAACCGCGGCUCCGUCCGCGCGGGUACAAAAAUAAGAGGCAGCAGCAGGCGGGAAACUCCUUCGUCGGAGCGCAGUUGAGACGAAGAGGAAGGAAGAAGGGCGUGCAGAUGUCGGGAGGGGCGCGGGACGCUGACUGCUCGUUCCUCAAUAACUCCCACCACUGGGGUAGAAUUCGAGCAUCUCUAUCGUUCCAUAAGAAAAAGAAAGUGAUCUCAGAUGACAGUUCCUACGCCAGCAUCCUUUGUAAUCCCUUUGUGAAUCCCCAGCUUUCGGGGCACCAAGCAACCCUGUCUUCUAGUAAGGCUGAGAGCUACGCCUUGUCUGCUUCCUCCGUGAUCCUGCUGGCUCCCAUGAGUUCCUCUUCAGCCUUAGAGAUCACGCUUACAGAUGCAGAGAAGGUGUUUAGGGAGUGCCAGCAGGAGGAACCUAUCGCUUUUGAGGAUUGCAUUCCCUUAGAUAAGAUGAAAAACUGCAAGAAAAUCGGAGAAGGGGUGUUUGGGGAGGUUUUCCAGAUGGACAGUGAGAGAGGACCUGUGGCCUUAAAAAUAAUUCCCAUUGAGGGAACUGAAAGGGUGAACGGUGAAGCUCAAAAGAGCUUUGGAGAGAUCCUACCUGAAAUAAUAAUUUCAAAGGAGCUCAGUCUUCUGUCCGAAGAGUCCACAAAUAGGACUGUAGGGUUCAUCAGCUUGUACUCUGUGCACUGUGUUCAAGGGUCUUAUCCUAAUUACCUCCUAAAAGCCUGGGACACAUACAACAAGGCAACAGGAUCAGAAAAUGAUCGGCCAGACCUGUUUGGAGAAGAGCAACUCUUCAUUGUUCUGGAGUUUGAAUUUGGAGGCAGUGAUUUGGAGAACAUGAGAAAGAAACUGAGUACUGUGGCUUCAGCAAAAAGCAUUCUGCACCAGGUGACUGCUUCUCUGGCUGUGGCAGAACAGGAACUGCACUUUGAGCACAGAGACUUGCACUGGGGGAAUGUGCUGGUAAAGAAAACAGAUGCAAAGGAGCUUAGCUACGUGUUGAAUGGGACUACGUGCACAAUCCCCACAGCAGGCAUCCAUGUCAACAUCAUAGAUUACACCUUGUCUAGGCUGGAGAAAGAUGGGUUAACUGUCUUCUGCGACCUUUCCACUGAAGAAGAGCUGUUUCAAGGCACAGGGGACUACCAGUUUGAUAUCUACAGGCAAAUGAAAGCGGAGAACUCCAACGGCUGGACUGACUAUCAUCCACACAGCAAUGUCCUCUGGCUCCACUACUUGACAGACAAACUUUUGAAGGAUGUAGUGUACAAGAAAAAGGAAUCAUCUUCUGCCAUGAGAAAAAUAAAGCAGCAGCUCACAAAGUUUCAUAAAGAAGUACUGACUUUUGGGUCUGCCAGUGAAGUUUUAGGCAGCAGCAGCCUCUUCCAAUGAGUAAGGGAGUGCAGGGCUUCCAAGAACUGACGCUGCCCUUCUCCUUUGCUGUCUUUAAUGAAUGGUCUUUUAAAUGUUAGCAGAAUGAAGUGUUAACAUCAGUUAGCAAUGUGAAUGGUAAACUAUCAAAAAUGUGUAAAAAACACACAAAAAAAGUCUUCUGCUCCAGCAUGUUUCCAUAUGUACUGUCUUUGAGGGAUGAGGGUGGAAAGGAAAUGGAUUCGACCCUGGGGAGGAGGGGGAGAAGCCUUCAGGCCCAGUUCAUGUUUUGAAUUCCACUUAGGUUAUUAAAAGUUCUUUCCUCAUUCUACUGAUUUUCUUACCAAGUUCUUUGCUUAAAAACAAAAUCAACCAAUCAAUCAAACAAACCUCACUAUGCUGCAGACAGGUGAGCUUUGUUAGCCCAGCCAGAGAAAGGGGAGCAGGGCACUUUUUGAUGUAGUUUUCAAAACGACCUUUUGUUCAUUUGGGCACAGUUUGUACUUGGCGUGAGGCUAUAAAAGGUAAAUUUCCUAAAGUUUCUGUAGUUUGGCUUUUAAAAGCAUUCUAAUCUGCAAUAAUAUGUUUUUUUUUUUCCUCUCUGUGAGGACCAUUGUUAAUGUGAAAACAUACUGUGUUAUUUUUAAAAGUACCUGUGCUCUUGAUGCAUUUUUGACAGCUGUGACCUUGUAUGCUGACAGGAUCCCAAAGCUGUGACCUGAUGGUAGCAUUAAAGUGAUUUUCUCUGUUUGUCUAGAGAAGAAAAUGCACAGGGGUUCUUUAGUCUUCAUGGCAACUGGGUGAGACAAACUAAAGCUGAAGGUAUACUUAUAUCAAAUUUGAAUUCUUUGUUUUCAAGAAGUCCUAGGCUAACAUUCACAUACAUCAAAGAAACUGGCCUGCAGAGGAAGAUAAAUCAAUCUAAGUGAACAUUCAAUUUAAUUAUUAUUGAAAAUUAGUACAUCCAGUGACCCAGGUGCAUUAAGGAAUGAAGAGGAAGAACCUCCCCAUCUUCAAGGCUCUUACUUUUGCUAUCUUAAGCUACAGAAGGCAGCCUGACAAUCUGCACUGCUUGAAAUUGUUAAGGUGGAAAUCAUACUGGAAUCCUACCAGGCAUCCUCUCCAUCCUUUUUCCUCUAAUUGACUUAAGUAAUGGAACAUAAUUGAAUAUUUUUAAAGCUUACGUGGUAAGGGCUGCAGUGAAUGUGUAUCUGACAUCAAAGACGUGUUCUUCAGUCAGAAUGGUGCUAUUUUCCAUUUAUGCUUUGAAAUAAAUAAAUUUUAAAAAAAAGCAGAAUGGAUAAAAACAACUUUA
Molecule: messenger RNA, 2972 nt
Organism: Meleagris gallopavo (turkey)
Lineage: Eukaryota; Metazoa; Chordata; Aves; Galliformes; Phasianidae
Gene: HASPIN
Product: histone H3 associated protein kinase
Biological process (GO): mitotic cell cycle; protein phosphorylation; intracellular signal transduction
Cellular component (GO): cytoplasm; nucleus
Molecular function (GO): histone H3T3 kinase activity; ATP binding
Source: RefSeq, a predicted model, not a curated record